UCGUCAUCAAAACACGGCGACCAGACACUGGCUUUCCUGCCUUCGAUCCCUUGGACCGCUAUUUCCAAGAAAGAAUCGAUCAUGGCCGGCGGGACGGCGUCGGCUUCGGCGCCUUGGAAGACCCUCCUCCUCAAAGCCUUGGACUCCAACUCCCACCUCAAACACUCCGCCUUCUUCCAACUCGCAACGGUCGGCUCGAAUGGCAGACCUGCGAAUCGGACCAUGGUCUUCAGAGGAUUCCAGGAGAAUUGCGAUAAGAUUCAGAUCAAUACGGACGCUCGGAGCAGCAAGAUUGAGGACAUCAAGUAUUGCUCUUUCGGGGAGAUAUGUUGGUAUUUCACAGACUCUUGGGAGCAGUUCCGCAUCAGUGGAAGGAUUGAUAUCAUUAAUGGGUCAAAUUUGGACCCUUUGAAGCUUCAGCAGAGACAGAAAGCUUGGUUUGCAAGUUCCCCAAAGUCAAGAUUACAGUACCUAGGACCUAUACCUGGUCUUCCAGUUAUUACUGAAAAUCCUGGAGCAGAGAAUCAACUUGAUCCAUCCACUGGCCCAGUUGAUGCAUUCUGUCUUUUAAUUCUUGACCCAGAACAGGUUGACUAUUUAAAUCUGAAAAGCAAUGAAAGGUUAAUGUUCACAUCCAGGCCAAGUGCGAAUGGUUGCAAAGUUUGGAUAUUUCAGAAAGUCAACCCAUAAUAAUUUAAUAGAAAUUAUGUGUCUUCCUAAUCUCAGAUCUUGGUGCUUAUUUGCAUAAAGUUGGAUGAAAGUGAAUUAUUUUAAACAGGUGCUUUUUUCAACUCUGAUGAUUCUUCUGGACGCUAUUUUUAUACAAGAUCACUUUGAUAUUCAGUUCA
Messenger RNA from Phoenix dactylifera (date palm), 848 nucleotides. Its product is annotated as Pyridoxamine 5'-phosphate oxidase family protein. Gene Ontology annotation, molecular function: FMN binding; pyridoxamine phosphate oxidase activity. Gene Ontology annotation, biological process: pyridoxine biosynthetic process. NCBI's taxonomy places the organism in Eukaryota, Viridiplantae, Streptophyta, Magnoliopsida, Arecales, Arecaceae. The record is from RefSeq and is a predicted model, not a curated record.